AUGGCGUUGCGCAUGUACGUUCUCGGCCGCAGCGUAUCCGACCUCAGCCUGGUCUUCACCCUUUCCACCAUUCACUGCAGCUGGUUGCUUCCUCCGGCCUAUUCCUCUUACGAGGUGAUCAUCCCAAGGCAGUUAGCAGCCCGAGGAGGGAAGGCAAAAAAGGAUGAGUUAUCUUACCUCAUCAAGGCAGCAGGAAGGGAUUACAUCAUCCGGCUCAACCCCGCAAAGCACUUGCUAGCUAAAAACCUCCCCGUCUUCACAUAUGAUUCGAAGGGAGAGCGCAUGGAGAGCCAUCCCUACAUGCCGAUUGAGUGCUACCGUCAAGGCCACGUGGAAGGCGUGGUUGAUUCGCUGGCAGUUCUCAGGACCUGCCUCGGUCUCACUGGUUUGUUGAAAAUUGGAGCAAGGAUUUACGGUAUUGAGCCUCUGCUGAAUUCCUCUGCCUUUCAACACCUCCUCUAUCUCUCCGGAGAAUCCCAGCCUAUUUUUUCACCAUACAUGGCAGGGGUAGUAGGGAGAACAAAGCGGCAAGCAAAUGAUCCGCGGCCCAGACAAGCCAGAAGAUUGUACAAUUAUCUCCAGUCCGAAGUCGUCCCCAAAUAUAUUGAACUGUAUAUUGUGGUCGACAAAAAUGUGUUUGACGAAGAAGGCGCUAGUAUCAGCCGAGUGCAAACGACAGUGCUGGACGUGGCGAACAUCGCGGACGCUACCUUUCAGAUCCUGAACACCCACGUCGUCCUGGUUGGACUCGAGAUCUGGACUGAAAAGAACCUAAUAGACAUGCCUGCAGACCUCACGGAAAUUCUUCAUAAUUUCAACAAGUGGAGACAAACCGGCAUGCAAAACGGCACCGCGUACGACACGGCCUUCUUGUUCCUUCAACAGCCUUACAAGAAUGCCUUCGGACACUCCUACCAGUCGGGUAUUUGCGAGCCAGAUUUUGCGGCAGGGCUCCAGGUCUACCGGAAGGAGCUGGCCCUCUUCGCAAGGGGGUUUUCUCACGAGUUGGCCUCUCAUAUUGGGAUGGAGCAUGACGACACCUACUGCGUCUGUGGCAAACACACCAGCUGCCUUAUGCGCACGUACUACGCCUCGGUUAACCUGUUCAGUAACUGCAGCAUUCUGAAUUUCCUAGACCUUUCCGAACAGGGCCUCUUGAGAUGCUUGCAAAACGUUCCCGAGAUACCUUCCAGAUUCGAGCAUUGUGGGAACGGGGUUUUGGAUGUGGGCGAACAAUGUGAUUGUGGGGAACCACACGCAUGCCUGCACGAUCCUUGCUGCACUUCUGAGUGUCUUUUGAGGGAAAAUGCCAUUUGCGGGUCAGGGAAGUGUUGCCGAAAAUGUGAGUACAUCCCCAAAGGAGAAAUCUGCCGGGCUAAAGCCAACGAAUGUGAUCUCCCCGAAUACUGUGAUGGAAAAUCGGCCGAGUGCCCCAAGGACUAUUACUUGCAAGACGGGACACCCUGCAGCAAAUAUUCUUCUUACUGUUACAAAAAGAGGUGCUGGAAUCACGAUUCCUUGUGCCGCAGAAUCUUUAGGGGAGAGUCCAGAUCAGCUGGCGAGAGUUGCUACCUGGGUCUGAACAUCCUCGGGACUCCCUAUGGCAACUGCGGCAUUGACCACGGCGGGAAGAAAUAUGUGAAAUGCCAUCCUGCGCACAGCAUGUGUGGAAAAGUUCAGUGUGUCAAUGUGAAAAAGGUGCCCGACCUGCAAGACAUAUUGGUCCACGUGAACGUUGUGCGAGGGACGAAGUGCUGGACUGUUUCUCACCCUGCCGAAACCCAUCACCCACACAUCGGGUCUGUCCCCAACGGCAUCGUGUGUGACCCGUACAAAGUGUGCAUCGAUCGCCAAUGCCUCCCCAAAACCACACUGAAUUUGACCUGCGAGCCGCGGAAAACCUGCCGAGGAAGGGGUGUCUGCAACAACCUUCACAAGUGCCACUGCAACAGCGGAUGGGCCCCUCCGAACUGCAAGUAUUGGGGUGCAGGAGGGAGCAUUGAUGGAGGUUGCCCCGUGAUUGCCUGGGGUAACUCCUUGGCGAAAUACAUCCUGGGAACCAUGAUCCCUUUCUGCAUGCUGAUCAUCGCCGCUGUUCUCGUGAUCUUUCCAAAACUGGGGGAACUCCUGGGACCGUUUCUGAGGUGGUGGAAAAACCAGACACCCAGAUAA
Messenger RNA from Thamnophis elegans (Western terrestrial garter snake), 2172 nucleotides. Its product is annotated as disintegrin and metalloproteinase domain-containing protein 21-like. Lineage: Eukaryota; Metazoa; Chordata; Lepidosauria; Squamata; Natricidae. The transcript has 2 exons. Gene Ontology annotation, molecular function: metalloendopeptidase activity. The record is from RefSeq and is a predicted model, not a curated record. Gene Ontology annotation, cellular component: sperm head plasma membrane; plasma membrane; external side of plasma membrane. Gene Ontology annotation, biological process: proteolysis; male gonad development. The coding region runs from base 1 to 2172 and encodes 723 amino acids.